Molecule: messenger RNA, 1416 nt
Organism: Leptinotarsa decemlineata (Colorado potato beetle)
Lineage: Eukaryota; Metazoa; Arthropoda; Insecta; Coleoptera; Chrysomelidae
Source: RefSeq, a predicted model, not a curated record
UCGAGUUAGAUGAUAUAAAAGAACACUUUUCAUUCAAAAUUUCAGUAGUCAGUUCAACUUUGUAGAAAUGAGAGUGUUUUUGUGUUUGGCUCUUCUUGCUGUGUCAGCAGUAAAUGCUGCUGGAAAAACAAAAACUGGACUGGAUAAGUCAUCGGAGAAACCGAAACGCAGUCUUGUUUUCCAUGAUGGUGGAUUAGGAGGGAUUAGCGCAUAUGGCGGCAUUGGAGGCAUUAGCGGAAUAAGUGGACUUAGCGGACUUGGCGGAAUAUCUGAAUCAUCUUAUGGACUCAGAGGUGCUUCCAGCUACGGAAUUGGUAGCGCUUCCGCCUACGGACUUGGUAGUGCUUCCGCCUACGGACUUGGUAGCGCUUCCGCCUACGGACUUGGUAGCGCUUCCGCCUACGGACUUGGUAGCGCUUCCGUCUACGGACUUGGUGGCGCCUCCGCCUACAGAUUAGGUGGUGCUUCGGGUUACGGAUUAGGUGGCGUAUCCGGCUACGGAGUCGGUGCAGCUCUUGCAUCAAGCUAUGGAUUGGGAGCCGCUUCUUACCAACAACAUCCAAUUCCUCAUUCACAUGAAUACCGCCAAGUAUCUCAACACGUACCAAUAAGAGUACCCCAACCAUACCCUGUAACAGUUACCAAAUCUGUACCUGUGCCACAUCCUGUACCCGUAGAAGUACCAAGGCCUUAUUCGGUGCCUGUUCAAGUGAGAGUUCCAGUAGAAGUACCCAGACCAUACGAGGUUAAAGUACCAAGACCUGUAGCAGUUCCAGUCCAAGUUAGGGUUCCCGUAGAAGUUCCUAGGCCAUAUCCAGUUGAGGUUUCCAAACCAGUACCAGUUGAAGUAGAAAGACGAGUAGUUGUUAAAGUUCCAGUUUCUGUGCCCGUCUCAGUGCCACAACCCUACACAGUCCAAGUACCAACACCCGUACAAGUGAGAGUACCCACCCCAGUAUACGUAAAAGAACGCAAAUAUGUUCACACUUACAAGAAUAUUGACCAUGGGGUGGUAAAGAACGGUGCAGUCAGUGGUGGAUUAGCUAGUGGUGGAUUAGUUAGUGGUGGAUUCGUCAGUGGUGGAUUAGUCGGCGGUGGACUGGGAAGCAGUGAAUUAAUCAGUAGUGGAUUAUCUAGCAGUGGAUUGGUGAGCGACGGAGUGGUCAGUGAUGGAUUGGUCAGUGGUGGAUUAUACAAUGGUAAUUUGCCUGGUGGCAUAUCAGCCUACAGCGAAGGGAUUAGAGGUGGAUGGCAUUCCGGUCCUCUGAAUUCAUACAGCCAUGGAAAUUAUCACAGCGAGUCUUGGAAAUAGAGACGUUUUAUAAAUAAUUUGCGACAAAAUUAAUAUUAAGCGUUGAAAAAUCAAGUUAAAGUUGGAAGUGAUAAUGAAAGAUCAAUCCGACAGUUUUUUUAUGA